CAACCAGCUGGGUAAACAUGGCGUCUGUCUCUGGAUGUGGGAAUUACGUGUAGCGCUUCUAUCUGUUAACGGUGUCUCUGUCGCACCAACGUCCUGAACACAAGGACGAGCAGGAGACGACGCAUGGAGACAUGAGGGGGAGACGGACAGAGGCGCUUCACUGAUGGUGCCUAUAUUUUUCUCUCGGUGCACAGAUUGAAUGGUCUGAUGCCUCCCCGGACCUCCUGAUCGGGGCGACAUAAUUGAUUUUGUUAACAGAGACACAGAUCUGUGUUUCUGUCGAGGUGACUACUUUUAUUUUAUCUGACUAAUAUCAAGGCUCUUGUUCGACUCUGUUCUGCAGGGGUGGAGCUGCAUUUUGGGCCCACUCUGCUCUGGGACCCCCUUUCUUUUAAAUUACAUAAACAGGCUUGAUUUUUGUGUGGACCCUCUCCAUCUCUGGACCCCCUAGGAUCUCCUGCUCUUUUAACCUCACAAAAUAAAUGGGCAGCAGGAUGGUCAAUCUGAGUGCACUUUAUAUGGUUGCCCUCCACCGCCGUGCUCUGACAGCUGGUUUAUGACUGCUGGUCGUGCUGCACUGUGUGUCGUGUUUCUCAUGCCGUGCUCAGCAACACCACUAUGAUAGGCUCCCCUGACGUGGUGGCGUUCACUAAAGAGGACGAGUAUGGGCAGACAGCUCCGGACCCCUGGGCUCUCCCUGAGGAGUUCUCUGUCCCUCUCCAUCCGCUGGCCGACUCAAACCCUUGGGCCAAGACCUCCUAUGCCAAGUUCACCAAAGACUUCAUCCUCAUCUCUGAGUUCUCUGAGCAGGUGGGCCCUCAGCCUCUCCUCACCAUCCCCGAUGAGCCCAAGGUCUGCGGCACCUUCGAUCUCAACUACUUCUCCCUGCGCAUCAUGUCAGUGGACUACCAGGCCUCCUUUGUGGGACAUCCACCUGGCAGUGGCUACCCCAGGCUCAGUUUUGUGGAGGACUCGAGGGUGGUGCUGGGCGACUCAAAGGAGGGGGCGUUCGCCUACGUCCACCACUUUACCCUUUACGACCUGGAGGCGAGGGGCUUUGUGCGACCGUUCUGUAUGGCGUACGUGUCGGCAGACGAGAGGAAGAUCAUGCUGCAGUUUCAGGAGCUGUCGCUCCGCUUCUCACAGGCCUCCGAGUGUCUGAAGGCCGGGAACAGGAGAGCAUUUGCCAAGGAACUUCAGAGGAAGCUCCGAGACCUGGAGUACACUCACUCCGUGCUGCAGCGGGAGGAAGGCCUGCAGAGGGAGGCGGGGCCUCAGUGCAUGUACUCCGCUCAUGCUGUGGACAAGGCCAACGAGCUUGCAAAUGUGGAAAAGAGCAUCUACGAACACAGAGACCUGCUGAGACAGAUCAGCUCCUACCAUCACCGCCCACGCAGAGAUCCUAACGCUGUCACCUGCCAGAAGUGUGUCACUGAGUGCUUGAGCGAGUGCGAGCAGCUGUUAGACAAAUACGCCAAGCUCGCCAACCCCUUCAGUUACACCAACAAGUGGGGCAAGAGGGAGGAAGGGCAGGGUCAGGUGGACGAGGAAGGAGGUGGAGAAGAAGUGGACGAGGAGGAGGGCGUAAAGCGCAGGCCGUCCUACACGCCACAGCUGAUCAAAGCUAAGUCGGCGAAGUGCUUCGACAAGCGCCUGAAGACCCUGCAGGAGCUGUGUGACAAUCCUUUCUACGAGGCCACCGUGGACCUCCUGAAGGAGACGGAGAGGAGUUUCCGGGGCGACCUGUGUUACCUGCACACACGCCGCCUGGACAGGGCACUGCGCACGAAACAGAGAGUUACCGACUUCCUGUUUGAGGAUGACCUCGGAGAUGAUGAUGAGGAUGAAGGGGGAACACUAAGACCAUUCUGUGCUGUGAACCAUGCUGUAGAUACCUUUACACUAUUAAAUCCACCUCCUAUUGUGCUAGGACCAGAACCUCUAGACCCAGAUGCUCUGGAGCCUCCAUAUCCUCUAGACCCAGCCUCUGUGACCAGCCACACUCGGGAGAAUGAGCUUGGGCUUGUGGAGAGCCAUCUGGAGUCCUCUCCCUCAGACCAGACUCUGGAGACCCAGGGGAGCUCGGAGCAGACCAAAGGAAGCUUUGGCAGCGAUAAGAGCGGGACCGGUCCAGCAGAGAGGCAACAGAAUCUGGCUUGUAUGAAGUCAGAAGCUCCUGAUUCUGACUUGACCCCUGACCCUGAACCUGACCAUAACACUGACCUGGAGAGGGAGAGCAGCAGUGAAGAGAUGGAGGACGAUGGAGACGGGACACCUGUGUCCUUGCUGGAGGUGGUGUCUGAGCUGGAGGCCAGCAGAGAGGAUGAGUGUGAUGGGGUAACUGAUGGGGCUUGUGAGAUGCAGUCUGACUUGUUGGUUCCUUUGGACACAGCGUGCUGUAUGUCCCAAGAGGGUUUCCUUUAUGAGGCUUCGGCCCCAGAGGCGGUGCCUCGUCUUGGCCAGAGCUCCGACCUACAGCCCUGUGAAACCCUGGUGGUCAACCAGGAGCCCCAGGCCCUGCUUCAUCUCCAGGAUGACUACGCGGUGGGUGUGGGGUCCCCAAGCUCAGAAAGCCCUGCGGCUGGCCUGGAGCUGCCUGUGGGGCUCCUUGGAGAUGCAGUUUCCCGAACCUCAGCGGAGGAUGGGUUUGAGUGUACUAUGAGUGCUUCUACGGGGUCUGAUCGGGCUGCCUCACCUCUGGGCUACGGGGGGGUUGUGACCCUGCGUCAGAGGAAGAAGGCUGGACAGGGAGCCUUGAGGUUUAUCCGACAGUACCCCUUUGCCAUGCAAGCUCUGUGGUGUCUGCUCAGCGGCAGAACCCUGGUGGUGCUCGGGGCAGACGAGGGGACAGUCCGCCGACUGGUUGCUGCUCUGGCCCUCUUUGUGCCUGGUCCUGGGAAGUGUGGAGAGAGGGUUCAAGCCUGGCUGUCCUGCCCCUUCACCCUUACCGACCUGCAGAGGUGGAAACUCGUUGGAUUGCAAAGAGUAGCGUCCCCUGUGGGUUCCAGCAUGCUUUACUCGCUCUCCCGGUACAGUCGCUACAUCUCCAUCCUGGAUGCCGACCAGAAGACCUUGCGCUGUCCGUCGUACCGUGGUCAACUCCUUGCCAAAAUAGCCGACCACCGCACCUACAUACGCCGCGGUUCCACCUACUUCCUCCACUUACAGAGCACGCUCUGUCACCUGGCAGCCAAGGCCUUCCUGUUCACCUUCACCCACCACCUCCACCUGCCGGUCAGCUCCACGGAGGGGCCCGAGGUUGUGGAGGGCCGACGCCUCUGCUUCCUGCAGGAGCAGCUGGGGCUGGGAGAAGAGGACAGCCAGAUACUGCUCUACCUCAGCCAGCUCAUCACUCAGCAGUACCUACAGCCGGCUGCCGGGAGCAGAGCAGCAGCAACUUGUUUUAGUUUUAACUACACCACCAGCGUUUUAUACAAAAUCUGAUAUCGUAUUGGGACAAGGAUUUUCCACAUAUGUUUUAGCAAAAGUCAUGGUUUUUAAUGGACUAAUAGUGAUCUUAAUAAGGUCCACGGCCAUUUUAGUUUCAAGACAGAGUUCUGCACAGGUUGUUUUAUCUGUCUUCUUCUCCGGUCUUUCUCUUUCCCCUGUGUGCAGGAAAAAGGAGUCCGAGUGCGUCAUGAAUGUCACUGAGCGGUUCACUUUGUCCGGAGCACGUUGACGCUCGCAAACACGCAUAACGGAGCAGACCAAGGUCGCUUCUACUUAUUGUCCUAUGAGUCAUUUGUGGGUGUGUGUAUCGCUUGCGCUGGCUUGUUUAAGGUCAGUCUCCACCCCUCUCCUCACCACACACACACUCACAAACACGCACACACUCUCAAUCCAACAUAGCUGUCUGUGUAUUGUUAGUGCUGGUCUGACCUCAGCUCGCUAAAUUGCAGCUCUGUGAUAACGCCAACCAAUCACUGAGCCUGUCUAUCAGCCAUGAUAUCAUCUCAGCUAUGUAUAAACAUGUUUUUCAUCCAACUCGCAUAUGCUGACAUUUUCUGCUUGUGGAGAACGGACGUCUCUCUGAAUCUGUCCGUGAAACCUUCUUAGCACUGCGCAGGCUUGUUACAGCUGGCUUUGUGACCUCUCGCUCUCGCGCUGAAAACUACCACACAACUUCCAAAGGCCAAAACAUUUUCUUUUUAAUAUUUAUUUUGUGAAUCAAUUUGAACCCCACAUUCCCGCGGUAAUCUCUUGUCACGUUGUUGGAUUGUAGCUCAGUAGAUUUGACUAUUGAGAGCAUGGAGUAAACAUUCCCAGAUUUCAGGUUGCGAUGCAUGAGGAAGUGUAUUUGCUGUGUGAGUUAUAGAUCCGGUUGGCCCCGCGUGAUAUUUGCAUGAACAGAAACAACGUCACCGCGACACAUACUCACCCAUGUUGGGCCAAGCCUGUCACUAUAAUGUGCUGGCGAGCAUUUUCAUGGAUAUUACUCACACGGUCCGGAACAUCUUAAAGCUACUUAACCUAAAUGUAUUGAAUUUCACUGUUGUCUUAAAGUUGUGUGAGGGUGUUGUGAUGUCAGCAUGAGACUGUCUUGUGCCAGGGUGAAUCGCCUUAGUGAUGAUAUUUCUGUUUUGUUGUGUAUUUGAAGAAGAUGCUGAACAGUUUGAGGAGAAGUUGCUGAGACGGUGAUGUUGUUUGUGAAGAUGUUACUAUGGGGGAGGGGGGGGGAAAUUUCCUGUGCCAUCAAAAGCAAAACUCUAAGCUUGACGCUUGAAUUAGGACAGUUGCCUAUUAUUUAUUUUCUUCUGAACAACCCUUGUUGGAUGUGUGAUAUGAACAAAACUCAACUGUAUUUAUUUCUUUAGUACAAAUUGUGGAUUAUGACCGUCAUGCUGAGAAUGCCCAGAUUUUCUCUCUGGAGGAUGUUGGAGAAUUUCACAGUUCGGUAAUCUUUUAAGGGCUCAUGAGCCAGUGAGACGACACUGAACAAGCGUCUCUGAUGGUAUUUUAGAUUUUACUGUUCCUAAUUCUGUGGCGUCAGUGAUGGAGCUGUAAUUCUGUAUCUAGAAUGGUAACUGUACUUGUGACUGCAUGGUCAAGAGUUUUAAUAGUCAAACCGCGUUGGACCAUGGCUUCCUGCUACGAACAAGACACUUUUAUUUUUAAUGGCAUACGCUUUUAACUAACGGCAACGUCACAUUAGUUCCACCUAAUGUAUUAUUUCAGUUGGUUUUUUUUGACGCAGGUUAUCACUUUUUAUUUUUUAACUGCUUGAAUAACACGUUUUACUGCUAGGUUGUUACUUAUUUUUAAAGAUUUUGUCCCUCUAAUGCAAAAAGGUGAAUGUAAUCUGAAUAAGCCAUACCACAGUGUGCUUAACGCGUCGUCACUCAGUGUCCUUAUGUUGCCACAUCAUGCCCACCUUUUGUAUCCCAUCACGAGGGAGUGUCUCGUUCUCAUCAGCCCUGUGAGACGUCACUGUUCCCAGUGAUCUUAAAGAAGCACGUUGUGAAUGUCUUGAUGCUUUUAUGUAAAUGUUGAUAUUCAUUUAUUCCAUUAAAUUAUUUGAAUCC
Molecule: messenger RNA, 5522 nt
Organism: Anarrhichthys ocellatus (wolf-eel)
Lineage: Eukaryota; Metazoa; Chordata; Actinopteri; Perciformes; Anarhichadidae
Gene: smcr8a
Product: Smith-Magenis syndrome chromosome region, candidate 8a
Exons: 3
Coding region: 619-3444 (941 amino acids)
Cellular component (GO): guanyl-nucleotide exchange factor complex
Molecular function (GO): GTPase activator activity
Source: RefSeq, a predicted model, not a curated record